CUCACAGGAACUCAUACUCCUCCAACAACAUCAUCAUCAAACCCCUCGAAAGAGGAAACAAAGAGCGCAAACACACACACACACUCUCACUCUCACUCACUCAACCCUGUCACACAGAGAGAGAGAGAGAGAGAGAGAGAAGCAUCGUUGUUCAUUCUCUUCUUGAUUCACACUCUGUUCAUUCUUCGAAACUCUAUCUAUCGUGUUGAGGCGAUGAAUAACAUGAUGAUGGGUGGAAGCAGCAGCAACAGAGACCGAGAAGAAGCCCUCACAUUCACGAUCCCUUCAUCCUCUUCCCACUCCUCUCCCAUCACCGUCUCCGAUCAACUCGACAGCUACCUCACCGACCCCAGAAGCGCCUCCGGAAGCUUCCAGAACGAGGGUGUCCUCACCGCCGGCGACACCGCCGAUUCCGAGUUCGGCUUCUCUCGCCCAGAUUUCCGGCAGAGCCCCCUCGCCGGCACGGUGGAGCUCUACGACCGCCACGUGUUUCUCUGCUACAAGAAUCCGAGGGUUUGGCCACCCCGCAUCGAGGCUGCGGAGUUCGAUCGCUUGCCUAGGUUGCUCUAUGCUGCAGUUAUGGCUAGGAAGAACCAUAUGAAGAAGGAGACUCGAUUAACGAUAUGUGAGGGUCAUGAUGGGACUGAAACAUCUAACGGGGAUGUCUUAAUCUUUCCUGACAUGAUCAGAUACAGGAGGUUAACACAUUUUGAUGUUGAAACAUUCGUUGAAGAAGUUCUUGUGAAGGAUGGAGAAUGGCUUCCUGGGACUCCCGAAGCUUUGAAAGGUUCAUAUGUUUUUGUGUGUUCACAUGCAUCCCGGGAUCGCAGAUGUGGGGUUUGUGGACCUGUCUUGGUCAGUAGAUUCAGGGAAGAGAUAGAGUUGCAUGGUCUACAGGGUAAAGUGUUUGUUAGCCCAUGCUCUCAUAUUGGGGGACAUAAGUAUGCUGGAAACAUCAUUAUAUUUGGACCAACCAUGAAUGGAGAAGUCACCGGGCACUGGUAUGGAUAUGUUAGCCCGGAUGAUGUACCUUUAUUGCUUCAACAACAUAUUAUAAAAGGGGAGAUUAUAGACUCAUUAUGGAGGGGUCAGAUGGGUUUAUCAGAAGAUGAACAGAUGAAUAAACUAGAACAAAGGCUUCUGCUGAGUGGAAUCAGAAAUGUAGAAGAAAGCACUACAGUGUGUAGAUCUCAAGACGAUUUCGCGAGCUGCUGCCAAUCAAAUGGAGUGAGCUGCUGCCAAGAAAAUGGAAACUCUUCCUACCGUACUCAAAAUCAUGUGCCGGCGGCAGAAAAGAGAAAGGAUCCUGAUGUCAUUGAGACGGAGGCGAAGCUCUCAGCUGAUAGUAAGAGCAGUGAGACUGUGAUUUCGCGGAUCAACAGCGGUAAAGGAGCUUCGUCGCGUAAUUUCCAUUCCAUGACAGCAUGGCUUGAUACCUGGGAGCAAGAAGACACUUAUGCUGCUCUUGCUGUAGUCUUUGCUGCAGUGUCAGUUGCCAUUGCCUAUAACUCCUACAAACAAUUGACAUAAGCUGAAUCAACAUUGUUAGUGUAAUUUGGUGGGGUCAGAUAACUUAACCUUUAUUAUGUUUGUAUAUUACUAUUAACUUCAUUUGUCUAAUCCUGGUGCAGUUAUUAAGAUCAUUCCUAACUGAACAUGCAGGGAAACAAGGAAGGGCUUUAUCGUUAGUCUGGGUUUGUGUGCUUUUCUGCUGGUAGAAUAUUGUUGGCUGGUGCACUUAUAAUUUGCUAGUUAGCUUAAUCUGUAGUCUGUACAUAUAAGAAACCUUAGCCUCAGAAUAUUCAGGUUAAAUAUUGAUAGUUUGUUUAGGUAGAAUUUGAUUUGUAACCUUUUUUUUUUAAUUUAAUUUUAUGUAAAGCCUUGGUGUUCCUUGAAUUGCUGUUUAGUGUGUGUUUGAAUAGCAGCUGGACGUGAACUUACUUUUAUCUGAAUUCAUAAGAAGUCUGUUCAUGUGUUGUUUCAAA
This is a messenger RNA of Lotus japonicus, 1985 nucleotides long. RefSeq lists its product as uncharacterized. The record is from RefSeq and is a predicted model, not a curated record. The transcript is spliced from 5 exons. Bases 214 to 1530 code for a protein of 438 amino acids. Lineage: Eukaryota; Viridiplantae; Streptophyta; Magnoliopsida; Fabales; Fabaceae.